AUGAUUAACUUGCAAUAGGUGGUGCAUCUUAAUCCUAGAAAAUCACUCAUACAGAUGAUACUAACUUUCAUCCAAUAUAUAGAUUAACUCUAAAGAGUAAAUUUUGCAAUAACUGAUGGCUCUUUUCAAAUUCUCUAAUACAAUCUGGAUACUGGAAGAUCAACAAAAUAGUUCUUCCUAGACACUCAAUAUUCAGCAGGACAUUCGUCAUUGAGCUACAAAAACUACGAUUCAUCAGUUUUAGCUUUUGGUGGAUUUUCACAAUUUUAUGAUAGUGACUCCUUUGGCCAAUAUGCCUCUCCUCUGAUUUUAAUAUUUGAUAUCCAUUUUGAAUUAUCAACUUCUUAUAUAAGCUAUAGAAUUCCAAACUUUCUGCCUGCUGAAAGAGGAUCUGAUGAUCCCUUGACAUUUAGUAAUUAAGUAAUGUCUUACAGGCAACUUGAUUAUGCAGGAGGCUUUUUAUUCGGAUAGCUUUACAGCUCAGCCUAACCGGAAACGAAGCACGGGCACUUAAGAUUAAAUUUAAAAACUGACAUUUACUUUUAUUAUAAGCCCAGAAUAUCUUCUAAUCUUGGGAAGUUCUAUUCAACAGCAGCUGUAUUAGGGAAAGAUAAUCAUAUUUUCUUCGCAGGCUAUGUUGUUGGAAUGAAAAAAUUCGACAAAUUUGAAUAAACAGCUAAAUCAGGCUUACUUUUGAGCAAUUACGACCAUAUGAACAUAUUUGGAAUUUACACUGAUACAGAUAUGUUAUAAUCAAACUUAACAAUAAACUCGCCCUAUUUUGAGAUCUUAAUUUUUGAUGAUAUGAGGUUCACUGGAUAUAUCAGCAUAAGCAGCAAUAUUUCUAUGAGUGAACUAAAAUUUUAAUAAGAAAUCCAGAUGGAAUUUGAUGGACUUACUGCUGCUAAUUCUGUUUAUAAAGAUAUGCAUGUAGAUGCUAAUGAAUAAAGAAUAUACCAAAGAUAAAAUUGUUUUUUGAAAGCAGCACCAUUUAUUCAUGAGUUUAAAUUUAUUUCCAUUCCAUCGGCAUCACUUAAUUAUACAGUUGAUAGAGAUUUAGUUGAACUAAAAGUUGGUGACCAUAAUUUAGCAGGUCUAUAGCUGGCAAAACUUACUGUAUAUGAUAAUAAUUUGUGUGUCAGGGUAUCUUCUGAAGAGAAAAACUAAACUGCUACUCCAAAUUGCUAAAAUAUUCAGAUAGUUAAAAUCCCUGAUAUGAAGUUAAAUAUUUAUAGUGAUUGCAGAAAACCAGGUUUGUUUGUAAACUUCACAAUAAAUAUGGGCUAAGAUAUUAUGCUUGAGACCUCAAGUAUUUAAUCCUUCACUUAUACUCCAGGGUUUUACGAUGGCCUCAAUUGUUCUUUCAAUAUAAGUAUCGUUGAGGGAAAAAGUGCCCUAAAUGAAAACUAUGAUAAGUAUUCUUAAAUAUUAUUUGAUACUACUAGUAAAAUUGUAGUAAUUAGAACUUAUCACUACUCAGUAGAUAACCAGAAUCCUGAAAUUAUAAAUAAGAAUUCAAAUUUAGUUACUCUCUAAAGUAAUACAAAUUAAACGCAUUUCUGCCUUAUUUAUUCCAACACAGAUCCUUCCUAUCAAAAGUUGAGCGAGGAAAUUCACAUCAUUGUUUAUGAUGAGUUAUAAUAUGGUAUAGGAGAAUUGUAUUAUUCCUUCGAUGUCAUGAAUUCUUGCCAGUAUGCUGAAAUUUAAAUUGAAAAAGAGUAGGGUGUCCUUCUGUAUGAAAUCGACUAUGAUUUACCCUUGGCAAUAGCUGGCCCUCAAACUAAUGUAACUAAAAUUGAUUGUUUUACUUUAAUGGCAUAUAAAGUAAUGAUCAUAACAUCUGAUAAUGCAAAUGGUUAAUUCCAAAAAGAUAUCACCAAAGUGAAUGAUACAGGAAUAUACAAAUUUUCAUUCGAAAUUGAUUAUAACACUGCGAAUGACCAGAUGAUGACAAUAGGCUUUUAUACUAUUAAAGUUGAAGCAUUUGAUAAAUACAAUAAAAAUCAAGCUUCAACCAUUGGCUCUGGAGAAAAAACUAUAACUUUUAAUAAAUGGAUAAUGAGUGAUUUUGAAUGCGGCCCUGUGAUAAUGAGUCUAAAUUUGAUCGAUUACAGUGAUAUUGAGAGCUAUCUAAAAAUCUCUCAAAACAUAAUUGACAGGAAAAUCAUCUUAAAUACAAAUAGCUAAGAAUUAGAUGAAUAUACAUUGACCUUAAUCAUAAUCGGAGAAACAUAAUACCAAAGAUAAACAUAGGAAUUUGAAAUUUUGUUUAAAAUGCCAGAUCAAAAAUUGAACAAAAAUUUCCUUAACAACCUUAAUGAUAUUGAAGGUUUUGAGGGAACCAAUACAGAAUGUAACUAUAAUGCCAAAAAGUUAUCAAAUGAAUGCCUAAAUUCCACCAUAAUUUCUGAAUUCAACACUGGCAUUAAUGCUAGCCACAUUAUCUAGCUCAGCUUCUACUGCUAUGACAUUUACCAUUUCAACUAAUCUUGCAUUAUCUAUUCUAUUGGGUCUUUCCCUGAAAAAUUUGUGGCUUUUGAUGAAUACUUUAUAGAUAUUAGUAUACAUUCCUUUGAUAAAAUUUUCGAUGCCAUUUAACUUGAUCAUACUCUUAAAGGAGCUGCUAAAUAUUGCUAAUUUUGA
This is a messenger RNA of Stylonychia lemnae, 2643 nucleotides long. The record is from the annotation of a GenBank genome assembly. NCBI's taxonomy places the organism in Eukaryota, Ciliophora, Spirotrichea, Sporadotrichida, Oxytrichidae.